AUGACAGCCUUUGGCGGUACACUUGUAUCGCGUCCACCAGACGACCCAGCGUCAUUUCUCCCCCUGCAAAGCUUGAGCGUCCAGCAACACCACCACCACUCACAACACCAUCGCCAGCAGAGCCUAAACUAUUCACUGACAACGCCGUUGCCACCACUUCCACCAAAACCCCACGAAUCAAUAGAGAAAGGCGACCAACGCAGAACUCGACAGGCGCGCAAACCUUCUCCGGGACUCGCAGCACGGCUCAAGGCGUUGGGCUUUGGAAAAGACACGACCAAACCCAAAACCACUUCACUCUCCCCCGCCGCCGACCGAAUCGGACGGAUCCCAGAGGAUCAACUUCGACAGCUCGACUACAUUCACCGCACUAGCUCGGCCCAGUCUGGCAUCAUUGAACGACGAGGACGAGCCUGGAGCGGCACCAGUGGCCACUUAACACCGCAGGUCACUGGUGGGAGUUACAACGGCUCAUUCAACGGCUCCUUUACAUCUGGCGAUUCGCGAGUCUUCGAAGGGGGCACCCGCUAUAGGUCACCAUCUCUCGCAAGUUCGGGCGCAGGCGAUAGAACGAUGGCCACGUAUGCCGAGCAUGUCGAUAUGGACUCGCACCAGAAAUAUCGAUUACCAGAACAUGUCAAUGGAAAUGGCACCAAGGCACUUUCCGACACUAAGCAAGCGCACUUGGAGCGAGUGAGCAGUCCUGCAGAACUCGACAUUCCGCCUGCGCCCAUCUCAAAAGACACCCCGCCUGGUGGAACCACACCCUCUGAAUCCUCUGCAGAUGGCUCAUACUUCAACCCCUUUGGAUUGCAACGUGCCGGAUCUGUCUACACCCUUUCUCGAGUUUCCUUUGCCAACCAACUUGCACAAUUGACUUCCUUACAGUUACCCGAUGCGGAGUCGCUCUCUACCAAGGUUUCCGCCAUACCAAAUUCGAAGGCUGCGUCCAAAGCAUUAAUGGGAGCCGCGGAGCAAAUUCGUAGUUGGAUACAGAAGGCUUCUGAGGUCAUCUCUGGAUUGGAUGGGGAGGAUGACGUAGAAUGGGCUGCGGCUGGUGGUCGAGAGGGAUUGGCAGAGGUGGACAAUGCUAUUACACGAUUUGAGCAGCUUAUCAACGUCUAUGUUUCUGCCAUAGAAUCGCUACAGAACCGACCCGAUAUUGCAACUGUCACCGCGGGCGAGCUUCAGAAAGUGGUCCUACAAGUCGAGACAAUACUCAAGGAAUGGGACAAAAUUAAGAAGAUGCUGAAAGGAGUCAAGAACUCGGUGGAGAUUGCCAUGGAGUGGGAAGAAUUAUGGAAUACCGUACUUGGAGAUAUUGGGAACGAAAUCGAUGUUCUUAAGCGCUUAGUAUUCGAAAUGGAGGAGAAGAGACACAGGUCGUUAAUGCAGGAGUCAAAUAGUGAUGGUUUGGAUAUAAACGAGUUGGAAACUAUCGUCGAGGAGACGCCACCUGCGAAAACGAGAUUGCAAGCCAACAGCCGAUUUGGCGUGGGACCAGCUUUUCCACUCAGCCCAAAUUCACCCAAUCCAAUUAUGGCACAGGACGAUUCGAGUUUAUUGGCGUUAUUCGCGCGAAUGCAGCCCCUUCGGGCGUCACUAGACUUUCUCCCUAUGCGCCUAUCUUCGUUUCACGCUCGAGCAUCCGAUAUAUUUCCUACAGCAUGUGAAGAGCUUGAGAUGAGGAGGACUGCGUUAGAGAAUGGUUGGAAAGCCCUCGAAAAGGAUGCGGAAUCUCUACGGAAGGAGCUUGGAGAGGAUCGAUGGGUGCUGGUAUUCCGGGGAGCUGGGCGACAAGCGCAGAAGAUGUACGAAUCCGUGGAACGAAGUGUGACAAAGUUGGGAGAGGCUGUCGAAGGAGGUGUGCACCUGAAUAACCCAGCUACCAUGGGAAAGCAGAUUGAGAGCUACGAAGCAAAGAAGAUGCAUUAUGGUCCUGCGAUCGAGCGAGUAUUGUCGAUUAUUGAGAGGGGUGUCAAAGACCGUUUGACUGUCAAUGGGGAGAUUCUCAGGCUUCAUUCGGAGAUGCAAAACAAGUGGGAUACUUUGAAACAGCAUAUGCAUGAUUUGGAUAUCAGCUUAGAUGAGAUUCAGGCAGACAAGAGGAAUCAACAGUUGCGCGAUUCGAUAUCUAGUAUGGUAUCAAAUGAUCGUUCUACACUCGCUAGCCACAACGGAACUCCUGGAAGCUCACCUGCAUCGUCAGUUGUUAUGACUGGGCUUAAUGGAGGCUUCGAUCCUACGACACCAUUGAAGAAUGGCAAGCUUCGUGGAAAGCAAAGUGCCCUCCCCGCAACUACAAAACGACACUCGAGUUACUCCGCCGGACAAUUGCCACAGCGUCAGGGUCUUACUCGACUCGCACCACAUCCGUCUCGCGGCUCAUCUGUAUCGCCUUCACCUGCGCGAACUUUAUCUAGGCAAGGUUCUGCGACCCCAACAACAGGUUCCAGAUAUUCUUACAAUGCCGCUCUAGAUGGGAGGCCACGAUGGAACUCUAGUGUGAACACUAAAGAUACCAUCAUUGGCCAUAAUUUCAAACCUCUCAGUCUUACUACAACAAGUCCCCAUGCUCGCACAACACCUAAUCUCAAAGUCACUCAUUCAUCAGCGUCAGAUUCCAAGAUACCUCUUCGAUCGCCGUUAAGUUUCAGCCGAGAGAAUACUGCAUCCCCAGCUCCACAUAGAACACCAUCACGUACUUCUACUUCACGCCUAGCUUACCGAGACCGUAUUGCUAGUCCUGGGCCUUACUCUCAGUUGACUCUCUCCAAGUCGUCACCGAUAAAUCAAAUCAAAUCUAGUCCAGGUCCUUAUUCCCAACAUACUCUUUCCCAAGCAUCACCAGGUCGUCCCCGACUGCUCACUACAAAAUCUUCGAUGUCCGCGCUUACCAACACAACCAAUAUGGCAAGUCGUCGAGCUUCAAUGCAGCCGAAGUCUAGCGAUCCUACCCCUGCUGCCAGACCACCCCGUCCUGCUAGCUCAUUGGCUGUCAAUAGACGUGUGAGCUUACUACCGCAACCCAAAGGUCGAUUGGCAUCGGGCUCGAUCGGCGAGAAUAGUCCACAAGCUAUUUCUCGUCCUACUAGUGCGAUGAGAAGAGGGACCACCGGAGCGAAGACACCACAAAAACCUUGGCGAGCAUAA
Hymenoscyphus albidus is the source of this 3153-nucleotide messenger RNA. The record is from the annotation of a GenBank genome assembly. NCBI's taxonomy places the organism in Eukaryota, Fungi, Ascomycota, Leotiomycetes, Helotiales, Helotiaceae.